Messenger RNA from Clupea harengus (Atlantic herring), 990 nucleotides. It is a transcript of the gene st8sia2, whose product is annotated as ST8 alpha-N-acetyl-neuraminide alpha-2,8-sialyltransferase 2. Gene Ontology annotation, molecular function: alpha-N-acetylneuraminate alpha-2,8-sialyltransferase activity. Bases 625 to 990 code for a protein of 121 amino acids. Gene Ontology annotation, biological process: N-glycan processing; oligosaccharide metabolic process. The transcript is spliced from 4 exons. NCBI's taxonomy places the organism in Eukaryota, Metazoa, Chordata, Actinopteri, Clupeiformes, Clupeidae. The record is from RefSeq and is a predicted model, not a curated record.
AAGACUGCUUCCAAUUAAAGACUACCAGCUUUGUCUGCUGUCUUCCAAUAUUGCCUAGCUUUUAGCUAUUUAAGGUGAUUAGAUGUAUUAAAACAUGUCGGUUGUAAAUCUUUUCAUUGCCAGGUUGUAGCAGUGAAUCUGAUAAUUACCGACCUAACACGUGAUGAGUUUAUCAACGUGAUUAUCACGGAAUACGUUAGACAAGGCAUGUGCCUUUAAGGUGAGAGGACAGUGUCAUAGUGUCGUUAAACCCUUGUGAGACUGAUGUAGUUGUCUCAAAAGUUUAACUAGGGAACAGUGCUGUGGAUGAAAGCAGUCCAACCCUGAGAGAUAACAAGCGGAGAAGAAGGCAGCCGAAGAGGGGGACAAGAGACUGGCAAUUGAUCCUCAGACUGAUGCGGUCCGUUGAAGGGAACAUUAUCAGACAUAAUAAUCUGAAUGAACUAACGAACAGACCGCAACCACCCAAACUCAGGUCGAUUGAUACCGAAAACAAUCGGAAUGAGAUGUAUGCGACUGACUUGCGCCCUGGACAUGAGGGAACACCGUGCGCUGUUAACGAAACGAUAGUUGGUUUCUUUCUUCAAGGGGACUACCGGACUAGGAACCUUUGUUGAUCUAACCAUGUCUUUUGAAUUUCGAGCGCUGCUUUUCGGAAUUGUCACUAUGUUGGUGAUAUUUUUAAUAAUUGCUGACAUUUCUGUAGUGGAAGAAGAAAUAGCGAACAUUGGAGAAUCUCAGAAGUACUAUUUGCACAGCUCUGCUCCCAAACUCAACAGAAGUACGGUGUUGGUGCCUAGCUCCGCUCCUGUCGUAAAAUCCAAGGGAGACAACAGCUCCUUAGCUCAGUUUGCCAGAAAUGGAACCUCUGCAUCCCCUGCAGAAUGGACGUUCAAUAGGACACUCUCCAACAUGAUCAGACACUUUGAUCCACAGCAACUUACAAUUGAGAAAGUCAGUGAAGUCACAGUUAAUCAGGAGACCUGUUGA